Messenger RNA from Nannospalax galili (Upper Galilee mountains blind mole rat), 1719 nucleotides. RefSeq names its product autophagy related 5 (gene Atg5). The record is from RefSeq and is a predicted model, not a curated record. The transcript has 8 exons. Gene Ontology annotation, biological process: autophagy of mitochondrion; cellular response to nitrogen starvation; nucleophagy. NCBI's taxonomy places the organism in Eukaryota, Metazoa, Chordata, Mammalia, Rodentia, Spalacidae. Bases 284 to 1117 code for a protein of 277 amino acids. Gene Ontology annotation, cellular component: cytoplasm; phagophore assembly site membrane; Atg12-Atg5-Atg16 complex.
UUGGUGGGCUCCCCGGCUCCGCUGCGCUGCCGCCAGUGAUCACUACCUGCGGGAGGGCGGAAGUGCCCGCAGGGCUCGGCUGCGACCUCCGCGACGGUGCGAUCUGCGGCUGCGCGGCUGUCCGGACUGCUGCUCCCGCGCCUCUGCAAGACAGUGUGUGUCAGGCAGGCAGAGCGGGCGCUGAGCGUCCUCACCGCGGCGGGAAGCCGGAGAGGGAGACGGCACUUCGGUUUGGCUUUGGCAGAAGAAAAAGCCUAUAUGUACUGCUUUACUCACUGGAAGAAUGUCAGAUGACAAAGAUGUGCUUCGAGAUGUGUGGUUUGGACGGAUUCCAACUUGUUUCACUUUGUAUCAGGAUGAGAUAACUGAACGGGAAGCAGAACCGUACUAUUUGCUUUUGCCAAGAGUCAGUUAUUUGACAUUGGUAACUGACAAAGUGAAAAAGCACUUUCAGAAGGUUAUGAGACAAGAAGACGUUAGUGAGAUAUGGUUUGAAUAUGAAGGCACCCCCCUGAAAUGGCAUUAUCCAAUUGGUUUGCUGUUUGAUCUUCUUGCAUCAAGUUCAACUCUUCCUUGGAACAUCACAGUACAUUUUAAGAGUUUUCCAGAAAAGGACCUUCUACACUGUCCGUCCAAGGAUGCAAUUGAAGCUCAUUUUAUGUCUUGUAUGAAAGAAGCUGAUGCUUUAAAACAUAAAAGUCAAGUAAUCAAUGAAAUGCAGAAAAAAGACCACAAGCAGCUCUGGAUGGGACUGCAAAAUGACAGAUUUGACCAGUUUUGGGCCAUUAAUCGGAAGCUCAUGGAAUAUCCUCCCGAAGAAAAUGGAUUUCGUUAUAUCCCUUUUAGAAUAUAUCAGACAACGACUGAACGACCCUUCAUUCAGAAGCUAUUUCGUCCAGUGGCUGCAGAUGGACAGCUGCACACGCUAGGAGAUCUGCUCAGAGAAGUCUGUCCUUCUGCAAUUACUCCCGAAGGUGAAGAUGGAGAAAAAAAGAAUCAAGUGAUGAUUCAUGGAAUUGAGCCAAUGUUGGAAACACCCCUGCAGUGGCUGAGUGAACAUCUGAGCUACCCAGAUAAUUUUCUUCAUAUUAGUGUUGUCCCCCAACCAACAGAUUGAAGGACCAACUCCUAGCUAGGAUGGAAUCACCCUGAGGCAAGAUUUACCAGAGCAUGCCACCUUGCUUCAGUCAGGUUUGGUGGAGGCAGCCUGAUCAGAAACACUCUGCUGCUAUAAGCUGAGCAGGAAGAGAUGAGCCUGUCCGGCAGGUCUUACCAUGCACCACUGCUGCUUCCCUCCACUGCCGUCAUUAAACCUCGGCUGAGACAGGGAAGAUGCAGCAGGACCACUGCGAGCCAGUCUUCCCGUGAAAUAUAAUGAAGCUGAGACCUUUGUUCUAAGAAGAAAAUGGAAACAUGCCGCAGUUUGUAUUUGUGAUUAACAAAUGAGCGGGGUAUUUUUUAAAGUGACCAUGGUUGAACCUUAGUCAAAAGAGCCAAAAUGUUGGUCGAAUUUUCAAGAGAAUUAGUCUUAAAAAAGUAAAAGAGAAAUUCUGUUAUCAAUAACUUGCAGUAAUUUUUUUGUAGAAGAUCAAAUUAUAGUAAACCCAUCUUUCCUUAAUGAAAAUAUCCUAUGUUUACAGUCAGUCUAUUGGUAUGCAAACAAUCUUGUAACUUUGAUAAUGAACAGUGAAAGAUUUUUAAAUAAAGCCUCUAAAUAUG